Molecule: messenger RNA, 5880 nt
Organism: Naegleria lovaniensis
Lineage: Eukaryota; Heterolobosea; Eutetramitea; Acrasida; Naegleriidae
Exons: 1
Coding region: 1-5880 (1959 amino acids)
Biological process (GO): actin filament organization; vesicle transport along actin filament
Cellular component (GO): cytoplasm; vesicle; myosin complex
Molecular function (GO): actin filament binding; microfilament motor activity; ATP binding
Source: RefSeq, a predicted model, not a curated record
AUGAGUGAAGAUCAAAUUCUUGACCCAAGCACACAAGGAGCUGGUGAUGAAUCAGCAAGAAGAAGAAGAGCUCGUGGUGGUGCUGGUGCUUCUGGAGCUAGUGGUGCUGCAGGAUCCAAAACCUCAUCCUCUGCCAAUUUGUUUACUAAACUCGUCGAUGCUCAAUCCGAUGAAUCGAACUGGAAAGUCAGUGGUGCCAAUUUCAUGUGGGUUCCAUGUUCGAGUGUGGAAGAAGGUAAAGCCUUUGAAGUUGGAGAAAUCAAGGAACGUAAAGGAAAGGAAAUUGUGGUUGAGACUGAAUCUGGUGAUAAGAAAACAUUCCCAAUUGAAGAAGUCUUUCCAAUGAAUCCUCCAAAAUUGACUGGUAUUGAAGAUAUGGCUCGAUUGUCUCACUUGAAUGAACCUUCUGUUCUCUUCAACUUGAAGAAGCGUUACGAUAAUGACAAGAUUUAUACAUAUUCAGGCUUGUUCUUGGUUGCUGUCAAUCCCUACAAGAAUUUGCCAAUCUAUACUGAUGAAGUCAUCAAAAAGCAUCAAGGAAAGCGUAGAGAAGAUGCUGAACCACACGUUUUCACUGUUUCUGAUGUUGCCUAUAGACAAAUGUUACAAAAUCAACUCAAUCAAUCCAUGUUGGUCACUGGUGAAUCUGGUGCUGGUAAAACUGAGAACACGAAAAAGAUCAUUCAAUACCUCACCUCUACAGCUGGUUCUUCUCAUGGUGCUGGUAAAUUGGAACAACAAUUGUUGCAAACCAAUCCCUUGUUAGAAGCUUUUGGUAACGCCAAGACGAUUCGUAACAACAACUCUUCUCGUUUCGGUAAAUUCAUUGAAGUUGAUUUCAAUGUGAGUGGUUACAUUGCUGGUACCAAGAUUCAACACUACUUGUUAGAGACAACUCGUGUCGUUGCUCAGGCUCCUGAUGAACGUAACUUCCACUUCUUUUAUCAAAUCUUGUCUGAUGCUCAAUCUCGUAACAAGUAUCACUUACAAAAUGUGAAUCAAUACCAUUAUGUGAAUCAAUCGGGAUGUACCAGUGUCGUUGGUAUCAAUGAUGCUCAAGAAUUCCAAGAAACUCUCAAAUCCAUGCGUAUCAUUGGUAUCUCCGAAGAGGACAUUGAUGCCACUUGUAGAAUGGUCGCCUCCAUUCUCCAUUUAGGUAACUGUAAAUUCGUGAAUGAUGAGAAUGAUUUGAGUAUGUUGCCUGAUCGUUCUCCUCUCAACACUGCUGCCGAAUUGUUGGGUGUCGAUAGUGAUGGUUUGGCUAAGGGUUUCAUGAAGCCUAACAUUGUAACUCCAACAGAUAUCAUUGAAACUCACGUCAAUGUGGCUCAAGCUGGUUUCAAUCGUAAUGCUCUCGUGAAGAGUAUGUACAAUCGAUUGUUUGAUUGGUUGGUCCGUUCCAUCAAUCAAUCCCUGACCUCCAAAGAGAAGAUUAAGAACUUUAUUGGUGUGUUGGAUAUUGCUGGUUUUGAAAUCUUUGAAUUGAACAGCUUUGAACAAUUGUGUAUCAACUAUACCAAUGAGAAACUUCAACAAUUCUUCAAUCACCACAUGUUCAAGAAGGAACAAGAAGAAUACUUGAAGGAAAAGAUUGAAUGGAAGUUCAUUGACUUUGGUUUGGAUUUACAACCUACCAUUGAUUUGAUUGAGAAGCCUUUGGGUAUUUUGGCUAUUUUGGAUCAACAGACUUUCAUGGCUCAACAAUCGGAGGAAGGUCUCGUUCGUGAAAUCAACAAGAACCAUGGUACUAAGAAACAAUUCAAGACUUCUCGAUUCAAUGAGAAGGAGUUUGUUUUGAGUCACUAUGCUGGUGAUGUUCCAUACAAUGUCGUGUCUUGGUUUACCAAGAACGUUGACCCACUCAAUGAAGACUGUAAGGGUGUCAUGGCUGCUUCCGGUAACGCAUUGAUUCGCUCACUCUUUGAUUUGCCAGGAGAACGACAAAAGGCUGCUGAGAAGAGAAGUGUUGGUUCUGCCCGUUUCAAGACUGUUGCAACCAAUUAUAAGAAUCAAUUGAAGGACUUGAUGGGUCUCUUGGAAUCGACUGAACCUCAUUUUAUUCGUUGUAUCAAGCCUAACAAUUUGCAAAAGCCUGGUAUCAUUGAUGAUCGAUUGGUGUUGCAUCAAUUGAAAUGUAACGGUGUCUUGGAAGGUAUCAGAAUUGCUCGAAAGGGUUAUCCAGGUAGAAUUCCAUAUGCUGACUUUGUCAAGAGAUACGACUUGUUGGUUGAAGAUAAACGUGCCUUGGAACAACAACCCAAUCUCCGUGGAAAGGCUCAAGUCAUUUUGGAUACCAUCAAAUUCGAAGAGACUACUCAAUACAAAUUGGGUGCUACCAAAGUCUUCUUGAAGGCCUCACAAGAAGCCUUGAUUGAAGAGUACAGAGAAGCUCAAAUCUCCAAGAUUAUUGGUGUGGCUCAAGCUGCUGCAUUGGCUGCCUAUGAACGAGUUGCCUAUAAGAAGUUACAAGGUCGUUUGAUUUCCAUCAAAUUGAUUCAACGUAACUUUAGAGCCUAUUUAAAGUUAAAGAAUUGGGGUUGGUGGAAUUUGAUCAAUUUGGCUCGUCCAUACCUCAAGGAAUUCUCAAGCGAACAAGUCACAAAGAAACUCAAAGAAGAAUUCGAACAAAUCAAGAAGGAUUUGGAAGGAGAACGAGAUUCCAAGAAGAAACUUGAAAUUGAGAAGAAUGCUUUGGAGCAAUCUCGUAAAAAGUUGAUUGAUGAUUUGGAGGAACAACGUAACAGAAUGGAUGCCAUGAACAAUGCUUUGAAUCAAUUAGAGAAGGAGUUACGUGAUCGAAAGAAUGAAAUUGAUCGAUUGCAUCAUGACUGUGAUGAUAAGGACUCUGAAUUGACUCGUAACACUCAAUCAUUGGCUGCUUUGAAUUCCAAUAUUAAGAAAUUGGAAGAACAAAUCCGUGAUUUGAAGGGUGAGGUUGAUCAACGUGAAAAGAUUAUCAAGAGUAAGGGAAGUGAUCUCCAAAAUAAGGAUUUGGAAAUUGAGACCAUGAAUAAGAAGUCCAAAGAUUUGGAGAAGAGAAUUGCUGACUUGGAGAAUACUUUGGCUGAUGCUAGAAAUGACAUUAAUAACAAGUCGAAUGAAGUCUCUCGUCUCCAAAUGGAAUUGAGUGAUCAAGGCAUUCAGUUGGAGAAUGAGAUCAACUCUCGUAAAGCUCGUGAAGAAGACUUGAAGAAACGAGAAAAGGAAAUCAAGGAUCUCAAAAAGGAACUCACCGAUUCCCAAUUAGGUGCUGACCAAUUGGACACCGAAUUGAAGAAGAGCAAGAAGGAGAAGCAAUUGUUGGAAGAAGAUUUGGACAAGCAAAAGAAAGCCGCUGAUCAAUUGCAAAGAAAGUUGACUGCCAGUGAACAACAAGGUGCCAAUCUCUCCAAUCAACUCGAUGAAGAGACUAGAAAGAGACAAGCUGCUGAGAAUAAGAAUCGUUCAUUGCAAUCAGAUCUCGACAAUGCUUCCUCCAAAUUGAAUGAUAUGGAAAAUACUUUGCAUGAUCGUGAUGAUUUAAUUUCUCAACUUCAAGCUGAGAUUAACAAGUUGAAACAACGAAUUUCUGACUUGGAAUCUGAAAAUCAAAAGUUACAAGAACGUAACAAGGAUUUGGAACGCGAGUUGAAUGACACUCGUUUCAGAAUGGAAGAAGAACUCAAGAAUAAGAAUUCUGAAAUUGAUCGAUUGAAGAAACUCUCUGAAUCUUCCAAAGAUGAACUCACUAUGCAACUCAACAAGACCAAUGAUGAAAAGAAUGAUUUGACCAACAAGUUGAAGAAGGCUGAAAAGGAUUUGAAGAACCUAAAGAAGAGCAAGGAUGACUUGCAAGCUGAGAAGGAUGACUCGGAUAAUCGUAUUCGUAAACUCGAACAAGAUUUGAGAGAGAAGGAACAAGCUGCUGAGAAUUUGGCCAAGAGAAUUUCCGAUUUGGAGAAUGAGGCUCGCACUCGUGACGCACAAAAGAAAUCUACCGAAAUGGAACUUGCUUCCGUCAAGGAUGAUUUGAAUCGUACCAAACAACGUGCUGAACAAUUACAAAGUGAUUUGGACGCUCAACGUGAACGUGCCAAUGAAUUGGAGAAUUUAUUGUCAGACACUGAGGGUGGUAAGAACCAAUUAGACUCUCAAUUCAAACAACUGCAAUCAGAUUUGCAAAAUGAACGUAACAAUUUGCAAAAGAUGAAGAGUGAUAAUGAAAGACUUCAACGAGAAUUGGAUGAAUUGAAGAGGGCUCUCUCCGAUAAGCAAAAUGAAUCUUCUUCUCUCGAUUCCAAGGUCAAGACAUUGGAAGAUAAGAUUCGUGAAUUGACUGCUCUCUUGGAAACUGAACGUUCUUCAAAGACUGAUUUGGAUAAGAAGAGAUCCAAGAUGGAUAAGGAAGUCAAACGAUUGGCUCAACAAUUGCAAGAGACUGAACAAGCCUUGAAGGGAGAGACUCAAAAGAAGAAUGAUGCUGAUAAUCGUGUCAAGCAGUUAGAGGGUGAAGUGAAUAACUUGAAGAGUGAACGUGAUCGAUUGAAUAAGGAUUUGAACAAUCAAAGCGGUGAUGUCAAUGGUCUCAAGAGACAAUUAGAUGAGAGCAAUAACUUGGUUGCCAAAUUGAAGGCUGAAAUUCAAAAACUUCAAAAGGACCUUUCAGAUCAUCAUGGCGAUCGUGAUGAAGCUGAAGAACAAUUGCAAGCUUUGAGAAAGCAAAUUCAAGAAUUGACUUCUCGUCUCGCUGAUGCCAACAAUAGAACUCAACAAGAAGCCUCUUCCCGCCAAUCCUUAGAGUCCGACAACAACCGUUUGAAGAGUGAAGUGGCUCGAUUGCGCGACGAUUUACAAAACGAGAAUCGUAAACUCAAACAAGAAAUUGAACGAGUGCAAUCGGAGAGUGAGAAUGAAAAGAGUGAAUUAUUGGCUCAAUUACAAAAACUUCAAGAAGCAUACAGCGAAGUGAAGGAUGAAUUGAAGGAUCUCUCUAAGAAUGCCUCUCGUGGUGGCGGAGUUGUUGGUGGAGUCGAUUCUGCUGAAGUUGAAAAAUUGAGACGUGAAUACGAAUUGCAAUUGGCUCAAUUGAAGGCUCGCGUGGAAGAAGUCACUCAACAACGUGUCGAAGUUGAGAAUAAGAAGAGAAGUGUUGAGAUGGAUUUGACUGAAGUCAAGACUCGUCUUCAAACUGAAGAACGACUUCGUAAGAAGGUUGAACAACAAAAGAAGAGUGUUGAAAUGGAAUGCGAUGAAUUGAGAGAAUUGGCUGAGGAAGCUGAAGACUUGCGUGAUGAGUUGAAUCGCACCAAAUUAGAACAACAAGGUUUGGUUCAACAAUUGAGACAAGAUUUACUUCAAGAACGUCAUUCACGUGCCAGUGCUGAAGAAGCUUCUUCUCGUCAAAAACGUGAAAUUGAAGAAUUACAACAAGAUUUGGAACAAGAAAGAUCCAAAUUAGAUGAAGCUGCUCGUCGAUUGAAGCAACAAUAUGAGAAUGAGAUUUUGGAUUUGAACAACCAAAUUGCUCAAGCCAAGAAGGAACGUUCUGCUGCUUCAAGAGAUAUGAAGAAGGCUGAUCGUGAUUUACGUGAAUAUCAACGUAGAUUCCAAGAAGAGGCUCGUGCCAAGCAAGAUUUGGAACAACGAUUGACAAAGGUUGAACGUGAGAACAAGUUGUUGCAAUCUCAAUCUCAAUCAGAUGCUUCUAAAUAUCAAAAAUCUGAACAAGAUAAGCAAAGAUUGGAAGCUGAGAAUCGUCAACAAAAGGACAAGAUCUUGGAAUUGCAAGAUGAUUUGGAAAAGUUGAGACAACAAGUCAACUCUGAGAGAAAGAAGACUCAACGUAUUGCUAGAAAGGCAUCUCCAUUCAAUGCAGGUGAAUUGAUCGAUGAUCUCCAAUAA